CCCGUGCCCAGGGGCGGCGGCGCCCCGGAACCCCCUGAGCCCGCCCGGCCGCGGGGAGGGGGGAGCGCCCCGGCCGGGCCGGGGGUGGCUGGCAGGGCAAGAGGGACAGCCCUGCGGGGUGACUCCUGGGAGCGGCUGCCGUGGUGAGGGUCGGGCGUUAGCAGGGCUGCGGGGGAGGCAGGGAUAGAGGGACAGAGCCGCCGGGGCGGGGAGAGGGUUCUGCAGCGGGGAACGGGGUCUGUGGUCCCGGAGGCAUCACCCGGUGGGUGCCCGCCGCCCUCCCUGCGCCUGCUUACUCGCGCUCGUCUUGGGCUGCUUGGGCUGGCCCCUCUUCCUUCUUUGUUAGUGUUUUAAUGGAGGACACGAUAAGAUAAAAGUUACAAGGUUAAGGAAAAGCUCUUUGUCCUCAGGGCUGGUUUCCCCCCCGCUCUCGCCGAGCGCUCCCAGCCUCGCAGGACGGGGGACGCGCCCGCCGUGCCGGCACAGCCCGGCGGCAGCGAGCCGCGCUCCCCGCCCGCGGGCAGCCGAGGCGGGCAGCGCCUGACCCGCACCGCCGAAAGCGCUCACAGGGGGAAACGCUUAGGCUGUCCAGGUGCAUGCCAGCCUCCGGUGGAAGCUGGAAGCCUAUUGCAUAAGUAUUUAUAAUUGUUGCAGUGCCUUUUUUUUUUUAACGUUAGAAGGCUGUCAUAAAUCCAGACGUUUCAGAUAAAUAUAGCAGUACCUUUAAAACCUUCCAAGCAAAGCUUGCACAUCAGGAAAAUUAAUAUGGCCUUAGGAAGGGAGCAAACUAUAUUUAUCUCCAGCUAUAUUCCACGUAUGGCAAGCUGGAAGGUGAUGCUAAAAGUUAUUAAGAGAGCUGUAGGCUAAGAUGGCAUGAUUGGAAAUAAGCAGACACAUCUGGAUUUACAUCCAGGUGUUUUGUCUGACCUCAACUAUUCUAAGCUUCAUCCUUUGCCUCUACAGUGGCUUUCCAGUUCCUAAAGUCAAAGAAAAAAGAUGUUAUGGUAAUUGAAGCAUGAGGGAGCCAUGGGUGUAUUUUAAACAUUGAUAAGAAAGAUGGUCUCUUACAGUAAUUAAUUAAAAAAUUGAGUAAGGAAAUUACAGUCUAAGGAUCAAAGUAAGAUAGAUAUCUGUAGUGUGAACUUGAGUUGUGGUGGGAAGUUGUGAAUUGCUUUGAAUUAGUGUGAGUGGUUUUAAUGGGUUACGGAUUCUGGUGUGGUCAUGUCAAGCAUGAGUUGACUUCUCACAAAGUACUUCACUUGGCCAAUUUGGACAAAAGUAAAACUCUGAAAGAAGUACUGUUAAACAGUAGUUUAUUUUGUAUUUCAGAUUAGAUUACACAUGGAAAUAUGGAAGAAAAAUAAAAGAGGACAAACCCCAAGGGCUUGUGGGAUUGGAAUUAGGAUAGUAAGGCUGUCCUCUGAUGGAGCGAUUUAAAACAGUAGAAAAACAUGAAAACAUGUUUCCACCAUUUCCACUUCCAGUGAUUCCUAUAAAAGUUCAUACAUUAGUGAUUCAAGCAAUCAUGACUGCAAUCAAUGCAAUCAGCUAUUUUACAUAAUUUCCCGUGUACAGGCACAAAAUACUCAUGUCUUUACCAGCAUUAGUCUCUUGGAGCAGAAGAAUUGAGGUUUUUUCCUAUCGAACUUUCUCUUCAAAACUGAAACAGUGAAGCAAGGGAUUUGAAGUAGGAUGGAUGAAUAGAUGGGUAGGCAGCCUGACAUUUUUAAUUGCUCUCACCAGUUGUAGAAAUGUCUGGUAUCUGGGAGACUAUUUACAAGAAAGCUAUAUAUUCACCUUGUCCUUAUUCUCUAGAUUUUAUUUUUUAUCCCUUUUGGAAAUGAUGCUGGGCCCAGUUAGACUGUGAUAUUACCCAGUGUUGACAGUCUUAUAUCUUUGAACUACAGUUGAUUCUUUAAGCUUUGGUUUUGGUGUAUUAUUCCACCUUUAGCAUAUUUAACUAAACAAGAAAAAAAAAGGUCAAAUUUCAAGUUUUUUACUGUGUUACCAUCAGGAUGUGAUAGUUAUGUAAGAGAGGAAAAAAUGACAUUUUCAAGAUUAGAUAACACACAGCUCCACCACCACUCCGUUAAAAUAGCACACUCAAAAAUCCUUCCCCCCCCUCCACUUGUAGGGUCAGAUAAAUGAUAUUUUAAAACAACAAAGCCUUGCCAUUGUGCAGUUCAUGUGGGCCAUUCUAAAAAGCCUUCAGGGGCUGUCCUUUCCCUUCCUGCUGUAGAGCAGUAUUGUUCUGCUGGUUGUGGAAAUUGGUGGUUCUCAUUCAGAAGGGUACCUGCAAAGCACUGUGCCUCCAGUACAGUGAGGUUGAAGUAAUUCCCUUCUUAUGCUUUUUAAGGUAUUGGUUGGAUGUUUUUCCAAGCAAUUCCUUGUAUGAGUAGUGUGUGCAACCCAAUUAGAUAUGAGAUGACAAUAAAACAGUGGUUUAAGUCGUAUUUGACCCCACUUUAGGUAAAUUAAGCACAAUGGUUCUGAUUCAAGGUCUUCAGAAAUCAACAGCAGUAUAAACAAAGUAAAGCAAGACCAACCCAGAUUAGGGGACAGGCAGUGGACCUGCUAGAUGCUAGUUGCCCAGCUAUUGUAACUUUUUGCAAAGAUAUGUGUAGCAAAGGCAAAAUAAAAUUAAUCGGAGAAAGAUUGGAUUAGGCAAAUAAGAGUCAUACUUAAGAAAAUCAUAAUUUCAUUCCUGAAAACUCUUUGUUCUCCCAAGAAACACUUAAAUAUAAUUUCUUCUAGGGGAAAAAAACCAACAAAGGAAAUAUCAAGCCGUAUUUGAAAUUCUUGAAUGGCUUUUGAAAACCUUAGCUGAUAAUGUUUGAGUUCUUUCAGCCCUGGUUAAGAAAUAAUGCUCAGAACCAACUAUGAUUUGUUGUGUUUCAGGUUUUUAUUGCUGUUAAGUAGAAUUUUGGGGCUCUAGUGAGGUAGUUCUGGCAGAGAGAUUUUUAAAUGGAAAAAUCCUCAGCAUUGCUGCGGUAAAACAGACACUAGUCCUUGUUUGUGCAAUGCAGUAGUGGAAAAAAGUUGGUUUUGAAUAUUUUUUUUUAGUUAAUGAGUGGCUACAAAGGUGCAUUUGCAGCUUGGUUUCAAAAGUUAGUUAUGGUGAGCUGAACAGGGCUAGACUGUCAGCAGUAGUGUGGCCAGCAGGACCAGGACAGUGAUUGUCCGCCUGUGCUCAGCACUGGUGAGGCCACACCUGGAGUGCUGUGUCCAGUUCUGGGCCCCUCACUGCAAGAAGGACAUUGAGGGGCUGGCACAAGUCCAGAGCAGGGCAGCAGAGCUGGUGAAGGGUCUGGAGCAUAAGUCCUACAAGGAGCAGCUGAGGGUACUAGAGUUCAUCCCAGAGACUAAUCUUGUCAAAAAGGUAAGAAUUUAAAAUGAACAAGAUUUAUUUUAGAUUCUUUCUUUUGGCAAAGGCAAGAAUUCUAGCAUUUUUAUGAAAUGUGUUAAAUGCAGUGGCUUCUGCUGCACGAAACCAGUUUUUAGCUGUCUAAAUAAACUGCUAAUUAACGAACAGUCAAGUGCUCAUUGGGAUUUCCCUUCAGUUCAGCAUGAAAUCUGAAUUUUUCUUCAUAGCGUAAUAGUAUGGCAGUUGCUGGUGGAUAAGGGAAAGACUGUGGAUGUGGUCUGCCUAGACUUUAGUGAAGCCUUUGACACUGUUUCCCACAGCCUUCUCCUGGAGAGCUGGCUGCUCAUGGCUUGGACAGGUGCACUGUUCCUGGCUGAAAAGCUGUCUGCAUGGCCAGGCCCAGAGGAUGGGGUGAACGGAGUGACAUCCACUUGGCAGCCAGUCCCUAGUGGUGUUCCCCAGGGCUUAGUGCUGGGACAGGUUUGGUUUCAUAUUUUGAUCAAUGCUCUGGGGUUAGGGGUCGAUCUCUUCUCCAAGAAACAAGCAAUAGAAUGAGAAAAUGGCCUCAAGUGGCCCAAAGGGAGGUAUAAAUUGGACAAAGGGAAAACUUUCCUUAAGGAAAAGGUGGUCAAGCAUUGGAACUGAGCAGUGGUGGACUCACCAUCUAUGGAGGGGUCUAAACCACAGGUAGAUGUGCCAGUUAGGGAUGUGGUUUAGUGGUAGCCUUGGCAGUGCUGGGUUAACAGUUGGACUUGAUCUCAAAAGUCUUUUCCAACCAAAAUGAUUCUCUGGUUCUAUGUCCUCAUUUUCAGUUCAGUUACAGUUUUGGAGAUGUCUGCCCACUUUGUCAAGAGAGCCCUGAGGAGCUCGCUCCUGCUGGGUGAUUUUGGAUUUGGGGCAGUGACACCCAGAACCCAGGAGAUGCUGGUCCCCAUUCCUCUUUCCCAGUUACCAGAAUGCUAGUUUGUCUGUGGUGCUAAGAAGUCUCUUCUCAUCUCCAAAAACAACUGUUUGAGUGUUAACCAGAGACUACUUGUUUUCAGUAGAUCCAGUGACACUUCUAAGAUUUGUCUGUAUGAGAUGUCUCUCACUUUGAUGAUGAUGAUGAUGAUGAUGGCAGCAAUACUUGUCUUUAAAAUGCAAAUGACAAAGGUUGACCUCAGGGCUUAAAGGUAGAGGGUAUAAAAGGAAUGAAAGUUUAGAGCAGAUUUUAUCUAAAGGGAUAAAAUUUCAGCUAGGGGAGGCUGAGCUGACUAAGUUUCCAAAUGUGACAGAACUGACAGCCAUGACCGUCAGAUGAUCUGGGACAAAAAUCUGGGACACUGGCUGUAGAUCAGCAAGCACAGUAUUGCUUACAAGAAGGAAGAAAAAGGCAUUCACCGAGUACAGACAAUUAAGGUACCUCAAUAGUACAUUAGGGAUGUAGAACACAUUUUCGAGUGAAAAACUAAUGAGAGAGGUGAAAGUAACAUGAAUACCAUCAUUCAUAACCCUUGAAGUUACCGAACAUAGAUGAAAGUCAACCUAACUCUGCUUUUGUUCUUGUAAUGGAGACACAGUGUUCAGGCUCUCAUCUCUUUGGACUCGAGUAAAGCAGGUGAUAUAAUGAGCCACAUGGAGAAUUUUGACUAAAACAGAGUAAGAUGGAAUUGCUAAAAAAGUUGUCAGGUCUGAAAGAUCCUGUUAAAAGCCUGUUUAAAUGGAUCAUGAAAUAGGAAGAGCUUCCUGACUGGAAACACACUUCAUAUGCAUUUUCUGAGGAUCAGCCUUAGUACUAAUUUUACUUGAUAUUUUCAUCAGUGACCCUGGCACAAAAAGACAGGAAAUUGAUCUUUUGGUUUGGCAGCAAGUAAGAAAGUGAUUUCAAUAAACUGAGGAGAAAAAUGUCAGACAGAAAGAAACUGACCUGCGUGACUGCUGGGGUAGUAGAAAUGGAAGAAUUGUAGUCAUGCAAGUGUCAAACCAUGUACAUCUAUUAAGAAAAAAUGUUGCUAGAUCCUGAGAGUUUAUUAGUGGGAAGUGAUAGAAGAUGAGAAAGAACAGGAAGUUAUUAAAAAAAAAAAGGAUAUAAGCCUAGACUUUUUUUUUUCCCUGUUAAGAUAAGGAAUUACUCAUUGUGCUAUACGUGACUCUGGUGAACAGAGUCACACAACAGACAGGUCUGGUCAGGCUAUUUGUAAAAAAAAGAGGAAGUAUAACUAACUGAAGGAAGGAAAGGAUAAUUUGGAACAGAUUUACCAUACAACAAGAAUUGGAGAAAUGCUUGCUCCCCCACUGUCUUGCCAAAAUGAUGCUAGAGAGGGGACAUGAUUGCCCUAUGUAAGUGAUUUAUGAGAACAGAGAGCAAGUGACACAUGAGAAAAAUUAUGAAGUAAAUGGCUAAAAGAAAUUUAGUUUAGGAGAAUACUUCUGAGAAUCUGAAGUGACAUUAUGGGAUGGUUUCUGAGAAAGAGUGGGAGGAUUUACUCACUGUCAAACAGUACUUGUUUAUGUCAGGACAGGGAUUACCUGGCAUGCUAAGCUGUUAUAGCAAGGGACUGGAUUCAGUCUGAAGAACAGAAAACAGUUAAUCAGUAGGAAACAAGUUAGUAAACAGAAGAAUAAUUGACAAACUGCAACCUAAACUUUUCAGCUAUGGAGUCCACCCCUUAGGCUCAGUCAUUGUUACACAGUGAAUGUUUCAGUGUCUCUCAUCUCAGAAGAAACGGUUGCAAAGUCACGAGGACCACAGUUGAAAUAUCCCCCAUGUCCUUGGAAAAAAUGCAAACUCACUUAGGGAAGAAGACUUUGGAGAAGUGUGAGAAGGAGAGGGAACAACUUCCUUUGAAAGACAGCAGGAAUGAAACAUCCUAACCCUAUGCUCAGAAUGGUAUUUGGAUCCUACAGUUAGGAGAACUCUUAAGCUGUGAAAUUUAAGCACACUGUGUUAUCUGUGUUGUGGCCUGACUUAAGUUUCUAAGGAACUGCAAUAAUGCUGCUGCAUUUCUGGGGUUUGGAAGAGAAACCUUGGACUGAUCAGACUCUUUUCUUCAGCCAUGUUGCUUGGUAGAAGAGAUGCAUGUAAUCUACAGAUUUAUAAAAUAGGUGCUUUUCCUGCCACUGGUCGUUCUCUUGAGACCUAAGUGCUCCAAGUAAGAUCAAUAGAGGAACAUGUUCAUUUCUCCCUGCUGGUGACAACACUAUGCUUCCAAAGGAGAAAUCUGAAUGUUCUUGGAAAGUAAGCUCUAUGGGAUGGAACAUGAGGCUACCCAGCUAGAAAAGCAGCACGUGCACAGUGUGUAUGAAAAUACAGCUGCCUACUUCAGUGAUCUGCAGACCAAAGCAUGGCCUCGUGUUCGGAACUUUCUGCUGGAACAAAAGCCUGGCAGUCUCGUUGUUGAUAUAGGUUGUGGAACUGGAAAGUAUCUCAGUGUCAACAGUCAAGUGUAUAAUCUGGGCUGUGAUUACUGUGAAGGACUGGUAGAAAUUGCAAAGAAGAAAGGUGAUGAAGUUCUGGUGUGUGACAACCUUAACCUUCCCUUUAGGGAUCAGUGCUUCAAUGCAGUCAUUUCAAUUGGAGUGAUACAUCAUUUCUCAACUAAACAAAGGAGAAUCAAAGCAAUAAAGGAAAUGGCAAGGAUAUUAACACCUGGAGGCCAAAUAAUGAUUUAUGUUUGGGCUAUGGAACAAAAGAAUCGUCGCUUUGAGAAACAAGAUGUAUUUGUUCCAUGGAACAAGGCCUUGUGCUCACGCCAUUUUUCAGAAUCAAAUCAAUCUGGAGAUAAGGGUGAGUUUGUCCAUACUGCAAAAGGCCAAGACAUACAUCCUGCACAGCUUGUCAUCUCUGAGUGCAGCUACCAAAACAAUCUGCAGCCAGAAACUGAUUCUAAACAUCCCCACAAUAUGGACCAUUGCUUACCCACAGCCUGCUGCAUGAAAAUUUCUGAGGAAGAAAACAGAUUUUACAGUGCUCUAGGAAGAUCUUUCCGCUCAUGGUUUUUCUCCAGAUCCCUUGAUGAAUCAGCCCUGAGAAAGCAAAGUGACAGAAUGAAGCACCUGAAACACGAAGGAGUGUGGGCCAACAGCGCCGUACCCAUUCAGCAUUCACGACACUGCAGUUUGGAUUUAGGUCACCAUGGGGCACUGUUAAACGAACAGGGUUUAGAUGAUGAUGAUGAUGUGUUUGUGGAAAGCCUGUCUCUCAAAAAACCACAGUGGUCGCCAGCCACAGAUGCACUGAAGGAUUUAAGUUUAAAUGGAGGACACCAAAGUGUAGCUCAGAGCAAGGGGGACAAAGCUUCAUUUAUAAACGGCCCAGUGGAAGACAGGGACUGCAUCUGUGAUUGUAGUAAAGAUGGUGCUGGUAAGUCUGAUGCCAGCAAGUUUUUCAAAAGAACUUCAACAACUGACUCCACUGACUCAGCUUUGGAUUCAGCAGUGUCUGUUGGGGACCAAACUGAUGCCAUGUUGGAUACAAAGGCCUUCAUGCGUUAUUACCAUGUUUUUCGGGAAGGAGAGCUGAGUUCUCUGGUAGAAGAGAAUGUGCCUGAGCUUCAGAUACUUUCUUCCUGCUAUGACCAUGGAAACUGGUGCAUUAUUGCAGAGAGAAGAGGAACACAGCUCUAAAGGGAACAAAGCAGAAUCCAGUGACUGAGGAUUUUAAGCUCUUCCUUGUGUUACUGUGAUUGUGCAGUGUGACAUGGAAUUUGAAUCUCGUAGUUGUGUGCUCAUUCAUUUUUGAGUUAUUAUCUCUUAACUAUUUAACUAGCUAAUGCAAGGUCUGUAUAUAGGAAUGUAAGUGGUAGACAAUAUUUAUGUUUUGUUAAACUUUUAUGAAGUUAAAACUGUAGAGUUUUAUAUUGCUUUUAGCAAAUAAUUGUGUUUUAAAAUAUACUUUUCUAUUGAGAAAUAAACCUUUUUAUAAAACAAGGAUCAGGGCAUCUUUUAUUAGAAAUAUCCUCUCAGUAGAAAGUCUAGUCUUUGUUCUUCAGAUGCCAGAAGUUUGUCACGUUGCUCCCUGUUCUUGAACUCCUAUAAUGAGACAUAGACACUAUGUCUAAAAUUGUACUUGACCGUACACUGGUAGAGUGCAUGCUGCAGAACUGGGAGCAAGCAUGGUUCCAGUGCUCCUUAGCUGGGAGUGGAGUUAUUAAUGGGCAAAAAACUCUGUACCAAACUAGCUCUGCAUAUACUGUCAUUUGAUGUUUGUAUUUGGCAGCAAAUGACAGCACAGAUUGAGGACAGUAUUUUUUACUUUUGUUUUAAAAAUAAUUUUAUUUGUUUCUCAGGUGUAGGUGGAGUUUUAUGUGUUAGCUCUCACAAAUACUUUAUCUUCAUUUCCUUUGCUGUAGUUUUUCAUUGGCUAUGUGUAUGUAAAAAUCAGAGGGAUUUGUGAGAGUGUGAGUAUUAUGUAAAGUUCUAAAAUAUCAAAUCCUUGAAAUACAUAUAUCUUUUUGAUAAGCCUGGGAAGCUAAGAUUAAUAAAAAUGCAAUGCAUAUCUGGUCA
Molecule: messenger RNA, 8848 nt
Organism: Passer montanus (Eurasian tree sparrow)
Lineage: Eukaryota; Metazoa; Chordata; Aves; Passeriformes; Passeridae
Gene: TRMT9B
Product: tRNA methyltransferase 9B (putative)
Exons: 7
Coding region: 6569-7969 (466 amino acids)
Biological process (GO): tRNA wobble uridine modification
Cellular component (GO): nucleus; cytoplasm
Molecular function (GO): S-adenosylmethionine-dependent methyltransferase activity; tRNA binding
Source: RefSeq, a predicted model, not a curated record